CAUGGAAAAUAUAAUAAUGCAUAUGUUCUUUCUAGACAACCCCUUUACUUUUUCUUUUUCCCAUGGCGUUGUUCUUAUCUACUAACACCCUUUCUUCUUCAUUCUAUAAAUAAUUCAUUUCAAUUCCUCUUUGUUCAUCCUUUUUCAUUCAAGUUCUUAAUUUUUCUUGUCCAAUGAUGCAAACUGGGCCUCACAAAGUUGCAGAAGAAGAUGCCUUUUACAAGGAAAAGGAUAAGGUCAUAAUUUAUCCGAGAGGCUUUAAUAUCACAUGGGGCAAUGAUCAUCGUUAUUGGCGUAUUGUCAACCCCAACGAGUCGGAGAAUUUGAGCUUGGCCGAGCUGAAACAAGUUUCAUGGCUUGAAGUGACAUGCUCAACUGAUAAUGUAGAGCUUGGAAAGAAUUACAAAGUGGGUUUCAAUGUUUCACUAAGGCCAGAUGCAUUUGGAUGGAAAGGGCUUGAUGUUUAUGUAAUGGCUAAGGUUGGGAAGUCAGGAAACUUCUUCCCUAAGAAAGUGUCUCUUGGAGACGACCACCCAAAUCAAAAUUUUAUCAUUCCUAAGACGCCUUUAGUAAUCCCAAUUGAUCCUUCAACAGCCAAAGAGAACAGGAGCAUCCACCUUGGGUUGUAUGAAGUUUGGAGUUCAAAGUGGAAGGGGGGAUUGCAGAUCCACAAUGCAUUCAUUGAGAAGAUUGACUAAACUUUGAGCCAUAAUCCUAUGAGGGAUAUGAGAUUAAGGAUAUCUUUGUUGUUGUUGAUUCAUUGAUAUGUUGAAGUCUCGUUUUGUUGCUUAAUUGAAUGCUAUUUAUUAUUAUAUUGCUGAAUCUAUAGCCAAAAACUCGAAACGAGAUUUAGGAAGGACGAGGAUCAUUUAGUUCGAGAUUUUGUUUCAGAUGUUCAGAAAUAAAAUGACUUAUGAUGUCUA
Molecule: messenger RNA, 923 nt
Organism: Cucurbita maxima (winter squash)
Lineage: Eukaryota; Viridiplantae; Streptophyta; Magnoliopsida; Cucurbitales; Cucurbitaceae
Product: protein PHLOEM PROTEIN 2-LIKE A9-like
Exons: 3
Coding region: 174-698 (174 amino acids)
Source: RefSeq, a predicted model, not a curated record